AUGUAUAACACUAUAACGAAGUUUCGGAAAGAAAUAUUCCAGUUCACGGCCCUACUAACGACGUUAAUGGUAGGCUUUGCGGGCUUUAUAUUCCUCCUGUAUGGUCACGUGGAAGGUAGCUUCAGAAAUGUUACCUCUGGUCUUCUAACUUUGUUUCGGAUGACAAUCGGAAUGAUCAAAUUCCGCCAUGAUUUGGAGCUAGACGUGUUCGGAAUUACCGUCAUAAUUUCAUUGUACGCUCUUGCUAUAACAAUGGUGUACAUUAAUAUGUUCUCAAGUGCUUUAAACUUUGGAAUUACACAUAUAAAGGAUAUGAUUGCUAAAGGACAGACCUCCUUCAACUGGCAACUGAAUCAACAUUUCUGGAAUCGAGUGUCGAGUCUACUUCUACCAUGCAGGGCUUCAAGGAAAGUCGAAAGUCGAAAGAAUGUCAAAGAUGGGAUAAAAACAGUUUCAGAGCUGAGGAAGAAAAUUGAUUUUCAGAGGAAGGUUGAAACCAGCGUUGGCCAUUUCAUUUCAAAACUAAUCGAACGAUCAGUGCAAGAUUCAAAGCUGGAAAAAGAUUUCUUUAGGCAAACUUUGUUACCUUCCCAACAUUUCAAAGGAUCAAAUUUUAUUUGGAGUAUCCGAAGGGAGACUACUCUUGGUGUCCAAUACAGAUUUUCUACGAAGUGUACUGACAGAGAUAAUGCAUUCAUCCUUGAGUUCUUGCAUGAGAAGGUUGACUGUGGGAUUGACAUGGAGUGUCUACAGAUAACCGAGGCCAUAAAUCGUGGCCUGAUUCCGUAUGGGCAUGGCACUCAACCCGUCAGUUCUCUCUAUAUCGUCCAUAUCACAAAUUAUAGGACUGAUUCGUGUAAAGUAUUUGUCAAAGUAGCCACCUCACAGCUCUCCUCACAGACUGCAUUCCUGAUAACUGGUUCCCAUGAACCAACAAGAUGGGAGCAACAUACCGCCCAACAUGUUGGAGAUGACGCAAAUCAUGUGUACUUAUCAGCUAUACUGCCAAUGUGUCCGCAGUACGUGUUAGCCGUAACAUCAGACUUGUGGUGUGGCGUUCAGUCUGUGAUACAUCAGGAGCACGUUAAGAAGUUUAAUCUCACAACGAAGAAGAUGACCAUAACACCUGGAUCAAAACAGCAAAUGUUUCUGAGCUUUCCGCCGAAUUCUGUUCAAAAGGAUACAAUUGUUAAGACAGUGAUGGAGCAAGGUGUUCGUUUCCCGACACUCCAUGUCCUGGCCAGCAGGGACGUAAAGGGUCCAAUCAUCGUUGAGUAUGUCGGAAAGGAAAGAACGGACGAACUGUCCUCUGAACAUUUCAUGGAAAUUCAACUACUGACGAAAACUGGAGAUCUGGAAUGGAGGCAAGAGUCAACAUGGGCCCCGAAUAACGAUAGAGACAAUACCGUGGAAUUAGACUCACUAAAAGCCGGAGUUAAAAUGGCUGUAACCAUCAGGCUGUCGGAUUACAUUGUGUCGUCUGCAAAGAUCACCAAUCGAUACCUUGAACGUGAGAGAGGAACACUGCUAGGCAUUUACAAGAAAAAUAUACCUACUAAACACUGGAAGCAAGUUGGGCGAUCCCUUGGAGUGCCACAACACAAACUUGCAAAAAUCGAAAACACGAAACCGAGAUCUCUUGAGGAGAAGGCAUGCUUAGUCUUAAGGUAUUGGCUUAGGGAAAACCAUGGUCGUGGUCUUCAGGAUAUCCAAAAUAUCUGGAAACAGCGUGUGGUGUAA
Ylistrum balloti is the source of this 1740-nucleotide messenger RNA. RefSeq lists its product as uncharacterized. Gene Ontology annotation, molecular function: protein binding. The transcript has 11 exons. The record is from RefSeq and is a predicted model, not a curated record. Gene Ontology annotation, biological process: signal transduction. NCBI's taxonomy places the organism in Eukaryota, Metazoa, Mollusca, Bivalvia, Pectinida, Pectinidae. Bases 1 to 1740 code for a protein of 579 amino acids.